UGCCGGUGUGCCUUUAUUGGACUCCAGUGGGCAAAGAGUGAGUUUUACUCUAACACCAUUGACCAUUCCUAACAAUUAUAAUGCCCACUCUACCAGUGGAGCACUAUCAUAAGAAGCAGAGUCUCUACAUUGACGAGGAAUGCAGGGAGAAUGAAAUCAGAAUUACGUCAUCAGGAAAACCUAACGACAUUGCUACUAAACUCCUGCACACUUUGAAGGCAAGCUAGCCAGAAGUAAUGAUACAGAGCUUCUAAGGGUAAUCCCCCUUAAUAACAAGUUUUUAGAUUGCACUUCCCUCUCUCCCCUGUGCAAAUGACACUAAGGUGACCUGGCAGUCAUAUUACACUAUAAUGCAUGGCUGACAGAUCUAUCACGCGGCACCUCUCUAUUAUGCAAUGAGGCUGACUCCUCCUAUGUAGUCAAAACUGCUCUCCAGGCACCAUCUGGAGCAAGGUGAGUCAUCACAGGCCCAACACCACUGCCCUUGUUUGGAACCACAGUCACUGCCACUCAGCAGCCACUGCCAGAUUUCAGUUGGGACAUACUGCUUUGCUUGCUUAUGAGCUACCAAGCAUAGAAUGCUGCUUUCUUUAUGAUGACACUGCAUAGUGUGCCCUCUACUUCCUAGCUAGCCUUGAUCAAAGGAGCAUUAUUAACCCCUUUUAAGGAGAUGGAAGGUUGAACUGCGUAGCUAUUAAACCCAUCAGGAUCAUGUUCAACACUUCAGGAGUUUUAAUGGUUUAACCCCUCAGGAUCAUUAAAGGUUUAACCUCUCAGGAAAACCCAGAGAGGGGUGUAGUGGUGUCUGCGUCAGGGACCCAUGUCACCAAGGCCAUCACAGUCGCAGAGAUACUAAAGAAACGACAACCUGUGAGCCAAUAGCAAUACCCGCGGAUAUAGAGAACAAAGUGAAAGUGUUUUUCUACUGCCAGGACUUGAAACAACACACAGAAAUCAAAUAUGUCAGGGUGGAAGAUGUCUGGGACCCAGAUCAACCUGAACUAGAUCAGCUGAAGGUUACGAGGAAGAUUCCAGCAAUAUCUAUCACUCUGGUUCAGACCAGUGGAGAGACAGGGCGUGGGGUGGUGCCAGGAGAAAAAGAACGAAAAUAGUUACACACUGAUUUUGUGGAUUUUGUGUCACACACGUUGUGCGCAUACAUUGUUCGUUCACACUGCCGAAUAUUACGCGUUCUCUAAUAAAGCGAAUCCGGUAUAGUGAUCUCCGCGGCGAAGAAAUAUUGAACCGCGUUUCAAUGUUCUCGCGGCCUUUGCAGAGUCUACUUCGGCAAUACUCCAGACUACUCUCUCCUCCAGCGGUCUCUCCCAGUCCCCCGGCUCUCUCCCUCCCCCGUCUCCACCGAGCUCUAAUGGCUACGCAAGUAGAGAAAGAGGUGCAGCUGGGACCGCUCAGAGUCGCCGUCAAAGAACAAGUCAGCUACCACGUGGUCCCCAGCGGCUACCCUAUAUUCUACCCCACACUAGGGUGACCUGAUACGAGCCAUGAAGGCGGAGGGAAGGCCGAACUUAGAGGUGCAGGCCGCUGUGUCGGAGCUGAGGAAGAGAAAGACGGCUCUGGAGAAGAAGGAGAAGGAUUUGAUCCCACAGGAGGCCAAGAUCGACCGCGGCAAGUUGGAAGACACGCUGAAGAGGAGAUACUUUUAUGCUCCAGCUUUCUCUAUCUACGGAGGUGUGGCUGGAUUGUAUGACUAUGGACCUAUGGGUUGCGCAAUGAAGAGUAAUCUUCUAUCGCUAUGGAGACAGCAUUUUGUUCUGGAGGAGGGAAUGCUGGAGAUCGACAGCUGCAUUCUCACUCCUGAGCCAGUCCUCAAGGCUUCGGGUCACACGGAUCGCUUCUCAGACUUCAUGGUGAAGGAUGAGGCAACGGGGGAGUGUUUCCGUGCCGACCACCUCCUGGAGGAUGUGAUGGAGAGUCUCGUGUCAGAUCCGAAAUGUCCUCCUGAGAAGAAGGAAGAGUACCAACUCAUCAGGGCUAAGGCAGACAGCUACAGCCAGGAGGAACUGGCAGGCUUGUUCACGAGGUUCUCUAUCAAGUCUCCUGUCACUGGCAACUCUCUCUCUCCUCCCAUGGACUUCAACCUCAUGUUCAAGACCUCCAUCGGGCCGGGCGGAGCCCUCACAGGGUUUCUGAGGCCGGAGACGGCUCAGGGAAUAUUUGUCAAUUUCAAACGACUUUUGGAGUUCAACAACGGGAAACUGCCGUUUGCAGCUGCUCAGAUAGGGAAGGCGUUUCGGAAUGAGAUAUCGCCGCGAUCUGGACUGCUGCGAGUGAGGGAGUUUGAAAUGGCCGAAAUCGAGCAUUUUGUCCACCCGGAGAAGAGAAACAAGUUUGAGAAAUUCUCCAAUGUUGCCGACCUCAGCAUUUCUCUUUUCUCUGCCUGCAAUCAAAUGGAUGGGAAAUCAGCCGAAAGUCUGACCCUGGGAGAUGCCGUCAGGAGUGGGUUGGUGGCAAACGAGACUCUCGGCUACUUCGUAGGUCGUAUACACCUGUUCCUGACUAGAAUCGGAGUUGACCCAGGGAAGCUGCGGUUUCGUCAGCACAUGAGCAACGAGAUGGCCCACUAUGCCAGCGACUGCUGGGACGCCGAAUGCCUUACCUCUUACGGGUGGGUGGAGUGUGUUGGGUGUGCAGACCGGUCCUGCUACGACCUGACGUGCCACGUCACUGCUGCUAAAGUCGACAUGUCCGCCAAAGAACAGCUCUCGGAGCCCCUGACGGUAGACGUCGUCGAGGUCGCCCCCGAGAAAGGGGUUAUCGGGAAACAGUUCAGAAAAGAAGCCAAAGUCAUAAUGGACGCCCUCGCUGCACUCUCCAGUAGCCAAGCCGAAGCUGCAGAGAAAGAGGCAACCGAGAAGGGGAGCUAUGAGCUGGAGGUGGGAGAUAAGAAGUACACCCUACAACGCAACAUGUUCAAAAUCAAGCGGUACCAAAAGACUGUUCACGUUGUCGAUGUCAUUCCGUCUGUGAUAGAGCCGUCGUUUGGGGUCGGGCGUAUCUUGUACACCGUUCUAGAGCAUUCCUUCGGAGUGAGAGAGGGAGAUGAGCAGAGGGCGUGGCUGGCCCUGCCCCCCUGUGUGGCACCGGUGUCUUGCUCCGUCCUUCCUCUCAGUAGCAACGAACAGUUCUCUCCUUUCGUACAGCAAAUUGCCAGCAGUCUCAAGUCUCGCGGCAUCUCCCACAAAAUAGACGACAGCGGAGGCUCCAUCGGGCGGCGAUAUGCCCGAACAGAUGAGAUCGGGAUACCUUUCGGAGUGACGGUGGAUUUCGACUCUCUCCAGAGCAAGACGGCCACUCUGAGAGAGAGGGACAGCAUGAGGCAAAUCAGAGCUUCUCUGGAGGAGCUGCCGGGCAUUGUGUCGUCUCUGAUCAGUGGACAGCUGUCGUGGGCUGAGGUGGAGGGAAAAUGGCCGACUUUCACAGGGCCAGAGAGCACCCAAUAACAAACCACACCCCCAUCAUCUCCAGCAAACCAAUCAAACUUCUCAAAAAAAUCUCAAAAUCUAUCUCAGACUAUGUGAAUUAAUUGACGUCAUAUUUUGUGUAAUAAAGACUUUGAAAUCAGAUCACAUGAUACAAAAAAGGAGAGUUUUGAUGUUUUGAACGUUGCUUCGCUCAGUUCACACAUACAUGUACAUAUAUACACUACACAAACACACAGAAUGGGGUGAUGAUGUCAUUGUGAUGUCAUCAUUCACGGAGUUCCCUCAGCUCCGGGAGGAGGGUGGAGAACGUGGGACGGAGGUUAGGGUCGCUAUGCCAACACGACUUGGCAAUCUUCUGAUAGGCCUGAUCGUGGUGAGGGGAAAACUCAGGUCUCUGUCCGAGGAGCAGUCUCACCACCAGGAGCACAGGUGACAGCUGCUUCUUGUCCUCCUCAAAAGGAGCCUUCCCCAUGGCAACCUCCCAC
Messenger RNA from Geodia barretti, 3928 nucleotides. The record is from the annotation of a GenBank genome assembly. NCBI's taxonomy places the organism in Eukaryota, Metazoa, Porifera, Demospongiae, Tetractinellida, Geodiidae.